Messenger RNA from Panicum virgatum (switchgrass), 829 nucleotides. RefSeq lists its product as uncharacterized. The transcript has a single exon. NCBI's taxonomy places the organism in Eukaryota, Viridiplantae, Streptophyta, Magnoliopsida, Poales, Poaceae. The record is from RefSeq and is a predicted model, not a curated record. The coding region runs from base 128 to 670 and encodes 180 amino acids.
UGCAUCACACACAAGAAGGCAGUCGAGCACGUGUCCAAUAACCAAAAGCCCAAGCCACCCCUAGUCACUUCACAUACAGCGAGUCGUCGGCGAUCAGCGUCGGCUAGCUCAGCUCCGAUCAGCGGCGAUGGCUUCCUUGACGACGGUGCCUACGGCGACCGCGGCGGCCGGCGGGCGGCGGGACCAGCGGGAGGGCGCGGAGGUGAUCACGGGCGCGGAGGCCUGCUUCGCGCACUCCAAGGAGAUGCUGCGGGCGCUGGGGUUCCCCGGCGGGGUGAUGCCGCUGCGGGGGCUGGAGGAGUGCGGGUGGGUGCGGGAGACGGGGUUCGUGUGGAUGCGGCAGAAGGCGCCCUACGAGCACUACUUCCGGGGCACGGGCACCCGGGUGCGCUACGACGCCGAGGUCACUGCGUACGUGGAGGACGGCCGGAUGAAGCGCAUGACCGGGGUGCGCAGCAAGCAGGUCAUGCUGUGGGUGCCCAUCGUCGAGAUGAGCCUCGACGGCGAGAAGCGCGACAGGAUCUACUUCAAGUCCAACGUCGGCAUCGGCCGCUCGUUCCCCGCCGCCGCCUUCGCCGACGAGGAGGAGGAGGAGAAGAAGGAGAAGGAGGGGGACGGCGACAAGCCCGCCGAUGCCGAGGAGGAGGAGGACGCCGCCGCCAGCAAGUGAGAGCGCGAGGCUUGCGUUGCGUGAUCACGCGCCGAUCGGAGAUGAUGUUGCAUGUAUCUUCCUUUGCGACUUUGUUUGCUUCAUUCUCUUUUGCCUGUGUUUAAUUACCUCGUCGAUACGUGAGGAAUAAAAAUUGAGCAAGUUGAUCCGAUGCUUACA